Molecule: messenger RNA, 2820 nt
Organism: Penicillium soppii
Lineage: Eukaryota; Fungi; Ascomycota; Eurotiomycetes; Eurotiales; Aspergillaceae
Product: arrestin (or S-antigen), N-terminal domain protein
Exons: 12
Coding region: 1-2820 (939 amino acids)
Biological process (GO): ubiquitin-dependent endocytosis
Cellular component (GO): cytoplasm; plasma membrane; cytosol
Molecular function (GO): ubiquitin protein ligase binding; protein-macromolecule adaptor activity
Source: RefSeq, a predicted model, not a curated record
AUGAAUUAUGGGAUACCUGCGUCAAACGCAUUAAAAAUUUCAAUAGCGUGCUCACCAUACAGUCUGCCCACAUACCGCGUUAUAAGCAGAGGAUAUCAUGUAUCAUCAUGCAGAUUCAGACCCCUCCUCGAGCCGCGACUAGAGGACCAUGGGAGAGUCAUUCGCGAUGAAUACUCAAUUGUCCGGGAUCACUAUUCUGCUCCCAAACACCCUGUCGUUCUCGCCCAUGGUUUACUCGGGUUCGACGAAUUGCGCCUUGGGGGCCCGUAUCUUCCGGGUGUUCAGUACUGGCGUGGUAUCAAAGAAGCUUUGAUGGCACGGGGGAUCGAAGUUAUUAUAGCUACAGUUCCCCCUUCUGGUACCAUCGAGGAUCGAGCAAAAGAACUAGCUCGAGAUAUCGAAGCGGGCGCACGAGGAAAGGAUGUUAAUAUUAUUGCGUAUUCAAGUGGUCUUGAUUCGCGAUACAUGAUUAGUCGCAUUAGACCAGAGAAAUUCAAAGUUUUGUCAUUGACUACUAUUGCAACACCGCAUCGAGGCUCAUCUGUGGCGGACUAUGUAUUUGAUCAAAUUGGGGCCGAUGUCCUACCGCAGAUCUACUACGCCCUGAAUCGAAUGAGAGUUGAGACAGGCGCAUUCUCACAAUUAACUCGCAAAUAUAUGAUUGAAAGCUUCAACCCGAAUACCCCAGACGUGGAAGACGUCAGAUAUUUUUCCUACGGUGCAGCAGUCCAACCAAGUUUCUUCUCCGCAUUCCGACUAUCCCAUCGAAUCCUCGAACAGUACGAAGGCCCAAAUGACGGCCUAGUCAGUGUUGCCAGCAGUCGCUGGGGAGGUGAAGCAGGAUACAAAGGAACCUUGAUGGGCGUGAGCCAUCUCGACCUAAUCAACUGGACCAAUCGACUCAAGUGGCUAGCUGGGGAGAUAACAGGUAACAAACGGAAGUUUAACGCCAUCGCUUUUUAUUUGGACAUUGCAGGUAUGUGUCAGGGUUGUCUCAAAGAAGCCCCGCCAGGGCUCGGGCGCUCCGCCGCCAUGUCCGCAAAUAUCGUUUUGGACAGCCGCCAUACCCAUUACACAAACUUGGACUUUUUGACGGGAAAGGUGGUGCUUCAGCUCCCGACUGAAGCGGCUAUCGGGGGGAUCCAGGUCAAAUUGGAGUGUGAGAGUCGCACUCGUCUAUCUGGGCCUAAGAACCCCCAGAAUGUGCACUCGGAUAAAAAGAGGACCGAGCUUGAGGUUCACAAGAUACUCUACAAGGUUGCUACCGUCUUUCCCACGCCGGGUGUGAUGCAGAAUGGGUCUCCUGCACCUUCAUAUACUUUUGCGGCAGGGAGUUACGAAUAUCCAUUUCAAUUCAAGUUCCCCUUUAAUAAUUCAUGCAACAGCACCAACAGCAUGCUCACCAAUCUAAACUUCUCUGGGUUGAAAGUCGAAGUAGCCAAAGACACCAACCGACAUGUCAGAAAGACCCUCCCGCCAUCGUUGAGUGGAUUCCCAGGCGAAGCAGAUAUCAAAUACUUCGUCAAGGCCACCGUUAUUCGGCCACAAUUUUACAAAGAAAACAUCAGAUCUAUUGUGCCUCUAAAAUUUCUCCCGAUUGAACCGCCAAGGAUUGGAAACCCCAACGAGGAAACCUACGCCAGGCGACAGCACCAAUUCUCUAAAAUUCAGGCUGGGCCCAAGAAGAAAAGUUUAUUCUCACGGGCAUCUGACCACCCCACAGCAGAGCCUCCCAGAGUAUCCGUCGAUGCUCGACUUCCAAACCCGUCUAUUCUCACUUGCAAUGAACCCGUUCCGCUUCGUCUCCUUGCUAAAAGACUGAACAACGGACCCGACAUCAUCUUCCUUCAAAUGUUACAGGUGGAGCUAAUUUCUUACACCAAAAUUUUGGCCCAAGAUCUCACGCGCACCGAAAGCGGCUCCUGGGUUGUUAUGAGUCGCAGCAACAUGAAUAUACCGUUAGGCAAGCCCGAAGAUCCCAUAGGCACUGAUUGGACUAUUGACCCAGGCCUCUGGAAUCGGUAUCCCCUACCUAACUCGGUGGCACCUUCUUUUGAAACAUGUAACAUCGAAAGAUCUUACGAGCUGGAGGUCCGCGUAGGUCUGACACAUGGGAAUACCCGAGAGAUGAAGCCCCAACUCAUCGUUCUUCCCCUCCGAAUGCCAGUCAAGGUGUUCUCAGGAAUCGCACCCCCACAGGCCCUCCUAGACGCAAUGGCCGCAGCAUCCCUCCACCCAGGCAAACUAAAACCCGAAGCCAGCAUUCCAGCAGAAAACGAAAACAUCCGACCACCCAUGCCACCCCGACCCAGCGGCGAGCCCGUCCCCGUCAACUCAGGUGACGCUUACGACACUGAGGAGGCCCCGCCCAGCUACGAGGAUGCCAUGGCAGACCAUCUAAGCCCAGUAGACGGGCCCCGCCGCGAGUAUCACCCACCAGACGCCUCCCAUCCCAUGGAAUCUGGAACUGAUGCCAAGUCCGCAGCCCAGCAGGGUGACGGGCCCGCGGCAGAGGGAUCUUCGGCGCCCCGCCGUCGCAAUAACCGCGCUUCCUCGGAGUCCUUCGAUAUGUUACCUACCACGCCGCCAGAAUCCCCUUCGCCUCGCUCGGAGUCCCCGGUGCUACGACCAGGAAGCAUGAUGAAGAUUUCGCACAAUCCCGUUGACGAUGAAAGUCCACCGCAGUACGAGCCCGUCACUAGCUCUCAGGCUCCUCCGGCCGCGCAGCGUCAGGCUUCCGGGAGUAAUUCUCGGCCUAUGAAUCUGGGUGUUCCGAAUCGGAAACCUGUACCAGGCAGUCCGGCUAAUCGCGGUCAUUGA